Myxocyprinus asiaticus (Chinese sucker) is the source of this 1443-nucleotide messenger RNA. RefSeq names its product dynein light chain 2, cytoplasmic. Gene Ontology annotation, biological process: cilium assembly; microtubule-based process. NCBI's taxonomy places the organism in Eukaryota, Metazoa, Chordata, Actinopteri, Cypriniformes, Catostomidae. The transcript is spliced from 3 exons. The record is from RefSeq and is a predicted model, not a curated record. Gene Ontology annotation, cellular component: cytoplasmic dynein complex. Bases 181 to 450 code for a protein of 89 amino acids. Gene Ontology annotation, molecular function: dynein light intermediate chain binding; dynein intermediate chain binding.
CAAUGGCGAGCGCUGUGUAGGACGGCAUUGUGAAGAGCCAGAGAUUUUAGCGGGCACCAGUCGGCGUUUGACUUGAUCUUUAUGUUCCUCUCAUAACGUCAAAGGGACAUCCGAAACGACGAAAGCUCCUACGCUGUUUGAAUUGGUAAUUUCUGUUGCCUGAUAUUGUUGACAGACACCAUGACUGACAGAAAGGCUGUGAUCAAGAAUGCUGACAUGUCUGAGGACAUGCAGCAGGAUGCAGUGGACUGUGCCACGCAGGCCAUGGAGAAAUACAACAUCGAGAAGGACAUUGCCGCAUACAUCAAAAAGGAGUUCGACAAGAAAUACAAUCCUACGUGGCACUGCAUUGUGGGAAGGAACUUCGGCAGCUACGUGACUCAUGAGACGAAACACUUCAUCUACUUCUACUUGGGGCAGGUGGCCAUUCUCCUGUUCAAGUCUGGCUGAUUCAAGAUCAGACUGUAGAAUGUAUUUCCAACGAAGACUGUGAUGCACUGGUGGCUGAUGUCGUAUCUACCCACACACUAUGAAUAUAAAAACAAGACCAUACCAUGACUAGGCUGGCUGUGCACAACUGCAUGGAUCAUUCCCCAUACUACUUGUGUACAUGUUGCAGUUCAAUUGCUUUUCAUUAGAGGCCCCUUGUUAAUUGGCAAAGUUGUGUUAAUGGUUCUUGCAGGUUUUUCCUUGCACAUAUGUAGUAUAAUUAAAACGGAACAAAAAGUGUAAUAAAAGCGAGAAAAUCUAUUGACCAGCACACAUGUCUGCUGUAAAUAGAUAUGUUUUUGGUGACCUAGUGCUGUAACAAUUUGAUUCCUAUGCGCUGUAUGUCAUUUUGGGGUGUUGGGGCAGAGAGUACAAGCACACUUGGUUGUAUAGAGGCUAGCCUGUAAAUAAUGUGUUCUUUUGCUUAACCUCUUGUCUCUUUUUCUUUUGUUUGAUACUGGUGAGGUACUGCAUUUGAAAAAAACCCAUAUUAAUAUUCCUGACUAUUUGAAAUGUCUACCUGAAUACUCAAUGGACUAGAUGUAUGUAAUGGAGAUGCACACUAAAUAUUAAAGUUUAAGAGCAAAGACUAACUCAUUUUACAACAGAUUGUAGUAGUUUGUUGUCAAGUCCCUUAUGUCUGCAGAACAGUUUUCUGAAUGUAUUAAUUAGAUAAAGUUGCACAAAUGUUUUGAGCGUCUUCCUGUCUUCUGUUCUGCUAUUUAACUUCAUAUAAAAAUUUCUUUGCAUGUUAUUUUUCUUCCAUUUUUAAAGUUUUGUUCAGUGACUGUCUACACAAACAUUUGUAUAGUUUGCACAUAGCACAUGCCUUUGCUUUGGACUGUACACUUACGCUUCGUGGACUGUACCCACUCAGGUACCACCCAUGACGAAACAAGGCCUGUCAAUUCAUUAAAAUGUGUGAUCAAAACAAAAGAUUCUGCUUUGUCCUCU